AUGGCUUCCAAAAACUGGCUGUUCCUGCUCCUGAGCUGUGCCUCAGUCACAAGUAUCCUAGGAGAUAUUCUCAUGAGACCCAGCUGCAGCACAGGAUGGUUUUACUACAAAUCCAAUUGUUAUGGAUAUUUUCGAAGACCUCACUCUUGGUCAGAUGCUGAGCUGGAGUGUCAGGCCUUUGGGAAUGGGGCCCACCUGGCCUCUAUCUUGGAUCAAAAGGAAGCCAAAGUUAUAGCCAAGCACAUCUGGAGCUAUCAGCAAAGCCAGCCUGUCUGGAUUGGUCUCAAUGACCCCCAAAAGAACAACAAAUGGAAAUGGAUUGAUGGAGGCUUCUAUUUCUUCCGAUCCUGGUCAAACAAGUCUUACCAUGGAAACAAAGGCUGUGCUGAGAUGGAUCAUGAGAACAAUUUCUUAACCUGGAAUAAAAAUGACUGCAGCAAGCGCCAACACUUUAUUUGCAAGUACCGACCCUAGAAGCUAGGCUAAAUCGUCACACCAGAAGCAUGCCCUUUUUUCAUCUUUAUCUCAAUGGGAAGAUCCCAUGAAUGACUGGAAAAACUUUUCUCUCUUCAACCCUUUUCCAGUGGUUUUUAUCAACAAUAUAUCAGCAAUGGAGCCAACUGCUUUCUGAAGCAUUAAUUUUUCAAUUCUUAUGUGUUCUCCCUUCCCUCCCUCUUGCCCCUUUCUUUAGUCUUUAGGUAGACUAAAGACAGGGAUAGGAAGAAGGAUACUACCCUCAAAUGAUGAAGGAUCUCUCUGACUUUAAGAGGUGGCAGAUGGAAGGGUAGUGAGUAAAGCAAGUUUUCUGAGCACAUGAGAUGCUUGUCUCAGCUCUAUGGGAUCUUCCUUCUCCAAGUUUGCUUACCCUGACCCUUCUAAAUCUGACAUAGCCUUCCAACUCUUGUCAGAAGGAUAUGUAUCCAGUGCAAAGCACAGUCCAUCCUUCACCAGACCAAAUCUAGGUCAUGAGUUAUGCUGUUCCCUUUUAUGCACAAAAGCUGUUUCAUUUGGGGCUGCUCAGGGUUCAAAGAGCACGCUCAAACUUUUCCUCUACAACUCUUUCCUCAUAGAUCCUCUGUCCCACUUCAUAAUGGCCAUCUCUGAGAUGUCUCU
Molecule: messenger RNA, 1113 nt
Organism: Sarcophilus harrisii (Tasmanian devil)
Lineage: Eukaryota; Metazoa; Chordata; Mammalia; Dasyuromorphia; Dasyuridae
Gene: REG4
Product: regenerating family member 4
Exons: 5
Coding region: 1-474 (157 amino acids)
Molecular function (GO): mannan binding; signaling receptor activity
Source: RefSeq, a predicted model, not a curated record